Molecule: messenger RNA, 1175 nt
Organism: Perca flavescens (yellow perch)
Lineage: Eukaryota; Metazoa; Chordata; Actinopteri; Perciformes; Percidae
Product: protein FAM13A
Exons: 9
Coding region: 201-1175 (324 amino acids)
Source: RefSeq, a predicted model, not a curated record
GCCUCAGCCACCGGUUCAACUCUGACCCCGACAGCGCUCCGUCACCGCCCUGCAGCCAGCAGUACAUACUGUGUCGGGGUCCGGACCGGGCCGAGGGCUCGGAGGACCCUGCGUGCCCCCCCUCCAUCCAGUCCCUCACCAGACACAUCCAGGCCCUGAAGAAGAAGGUCCGCCGGUUCGAGGACCAGUUUGAACAGGAGAUGAACUACCAGCCGUCCCACAACGAUAAAUACUCGAACCCAGAGAUGGUCCGAGUGAUGGGGGACCUGGCCAAGGCUCGCAAACAGCUCAAAGAGAUGAGACUCAGACAGUCGGUGUUUGAGUCCGAUGAGCCGGACGGACCAGAGAACAGCUACAGGUCAGCGAUGGACCAGCAUCCGUCUCUGGAGGAAACGGUGGAGUCUCUAUUCAGACGUCUGAGAGAGAAGAAACAAGCUCUGGGUCUGCCAGACGACACCAAGGAGAUGACUCAGGCUCAGCUGGUGCUGGAGAAGAUCACUCUGCAGAAAUAUCUGCUCUACUUUGAGAGUUUGCACGGCAGAGCGGGAGUGAAACAGAAGAACGUGGUGAAGCCGCUCUAUGACAGAUACCAGCUGAUCAAACGUUUACUGUGUGCCAGCCCGACUAUCACCACCAUAGAGGAAGAGGACGGUUCUGAUGAAGACUCCCCGCCCGCCACCGCACCCCCCCCCGCAGAGCGUCCAUGGGACAGCCAGCAGCAGGAUAGCGAGCAGCGGGACAGCCAGCAGCGGGACAGCCAGCAGCGGGACAGCCAGCAGCAGGAUAGCGAGCAGCGGGACAGCCAGCAGCGGGACAGCCAGCAGCAGGACAGCCAGCAGCGGGACAGCCAGCAGCGGGACAGCCAGCAGCGGGACAGCCAGCAGCGGGACAGCCAGCAGCAGGACAGCCAGCAGCAGGAUAGCCAGCAGCGGGACAGCCAGCAGCGGGACAGCCAGCAGCAGGAUAGCCAGCAGCGGGACAGCCAGCAGCGGGACAGCCAGCAGCGGGACAGCCAGCAGCGGGACAGCCAGCAGCGGGACAGCCAGCAGCAGGACAGCGAGCCAGCCUUGGUGUCCCCAUUAGCCGAAGUGAAGAACGUGCGUCCGCCAGUGGCUCUCACCACGGCCAACCUGCACGAAGCCUCCAGGUCUGUAGACGCUGAUUUCAUGUCGUAG